Telopea speciosissima is the source of this 1820-nucleotide messenger RNA. Its product is annotated as probable UDP-arabinose 4-epimerase 2. Gene Ontology annotation, cellular component: cytosol. Gene Ontology annotation, biological process: beta-D-galactose catabolic process via UDP-galactose, Leloir pathway. The record is from RefSeq and is a predicted model, not a curated record. Gene Ontology annotation, molecular function: UDP-glucose 4-epimerase activity. Bases 219 to 1472 code for a protein of 417 amino acids. The transcript is spliced from 11 exons. Lineage: Eukaryota; Viridiplantae; Streptophyta; Magnoliopsida; Proteales; Proteaceae.
CUAUUCAUUUCUUCUUUGAAUUGGGAUUUUGUGUCUGGGUUCUGGGCUAUAAUAUAAGGCCUUUCUAUCUUGAAGAUUAGCUUUCUGGAGCUGUUUUUAAUGUCUCCCAAGGACUUUAAUGCUCUUUAUUUUCAGGUUCCGGCAAGAACACAUUCGAGAGGGUCGAGUUUGAAGAUAGGAUUAAGUUUCUAUAAAUACUGUUUGAAGCAAUUUUGCACAUGCUAGGUCCCAGCAGGAACAGAGCUCAGCCGCGGACCAGCAGAUCUUGGUCAUUUUCAGGAAUGGAUUAUGCAGACUCAAAACGGAAGAGCAAUUUUGCUGGAAAAAUUCUUUUAGCUGCUUGUCUCACAGCUAUGUGCAUUAUUAUGCUCAAGCAAUCACCUGGUUUUAAUAGCCCAAGUGCUUUUUCCCACCAUGAACCAGGUGUAACACAUGUUCUAGUAACGGGAGGAGCUGGCUACAUAGGUUCACAUGCUGCACUUCGACUUUUGAAGGAUUCACACCGUGUGACUAUAGUGGACAAUCUCUCCCGGGGAAAUCUUGGUGCUAUUAAGGUUCUUCAGGAACAAUUUCCAGAACCAGGGCGAUUUCAGUUCAUAUAUGCCGAUUUGGGGGAUGCUAAAGCUGUGAACAAGUUAUUUGCAGAAAAUGCAUUUGAUGCUGUGAUGCAUUUUGCAGCUGUCGCUUAUGUUGGGGAAAGCACACAAGAGCCUCUAAGAUAUUAUCAUAAUAUUACAUCAAAUACCUUGGUAGUGUUGGAGGCAAUGGCUGCUCAUGGUGUGAAGACAUUAAUCUAUUCUAGUACAUGUGCAACAUAUGGAGAGCCUGAAAAGAUGCCCAUUACUGAAGGAACUCCUCAGGUUCCUAUUAACCCAUAUGGAAAAGCCAAGAAGAUGGCCGAGGAUAUCAUCCUUGACUUCUCAAAAAAUUCAGACAUGGCAGUCAUGAUAUUGAGAUAUUUCAAUGUUAUUGGUUCAGACCCGGAAGGAAGGUUAGGAGAAUCUCCCAGACCUGAAUUGCGAGAGCAUGGUCGGAUAUCCGGGGCUUGUUUUGAUGCUGCACUAGGGGUCAUUCCUGGGCUAAAGGUUAAAGGAACAGACUAUAAAACACCUGAUGGAACAUGCAUCAGAGACUACAUUGAUGUCACGGAUCUGGUUGAUGCUCAUGUCAAAGCUCUGGCCAAAGCCACACCUGCGAAAGUUGGUAUCUACAAUGUCGGCACAGGAAAAGGUAGGUCCGUAAAUGAAUUUGUAGAUGCAUGUAAGAAGGCCACAGGGGUGGACAUCAAAGUCGAGUUUCUUAGCCGUCGGCCUGGUGAUUAUGCUGAAGUGUAUAGUGACCCAUCAAAGAUCUACCUUGAGCUCAACUGGACUGCCCAAUACACGGAUCUUAAAGAGAGUUUGCAGAUUGCAUGGAAAUGGCAACAGAAACACCAAAAUGGCUAUGGGUCACCCUUGGCUAUGGAUUCUUAAAUACAUCACAGUUCAUUUCAUCACAAUAAUAGAACGGACAUGGCAUGGUUGUCACGGAGUUGAGUUCUGACUUUGUGCCGACAUCCAUUUCUUACCAUAGAAGAGUUGUUUGAUUUUGAGGCAGGUUAAGAUUAGUCUUUCCAGGGCGGACAAGGGGGAGGGAGGGGUUAUUAUAGUUGCAGUCCAUUUAUUAUUCUUAUGUGAAAAUAGAAAAGCUCAAUAAUAAUUCAUCUUACCGGUAUAGUUUCUUACUAACCCAUUAUUGUUACAGAAGCAUUUCCAUUUUCUCAACGUGGAUUUGCCAUUUCUUUGGACUUGAGAAUGAAAUCCUUAUUUCUGGUACUGUUA